AUGGUCCAGUGUCUAUUCGGAACCAAAUUACUACGAGAUUUGUUUAUCUCUUCUAAGUAUGAAAAAUAUUUAAGUAAACGAAUUGACCGUUCCUCUAAUCUUUCCAGAUCUUUUAGUAUCCUAUUUAAGAAGAUGUACUUGAAUGGUGGUUGCUCAGUUGUUCCAACAAGUUUUUUAAAGACCUGUAAUCAAUUGCGGCCAGAUCUAAGGAUUCCAGAUGAUCAACAAGAUACACAAGAAUUUCUGAUGUUAAUGUUAGAUAGACUUCAUGAUGAGUUAUCUAAUCAAGAGACUGUAGGUAUUGACUACCCUGAUUUAGUUCUUUAUGAUACAAGGAAGUUGAGGGUAAAUAAUAAAGAAUAUAGUAAAUGGUUUGAUAAAACUAUAUUUGCGAAUGGAUUAUCACCAAUUGAUCAUAUUUUUCAAGGUCAGAUUGAAAAUACACUAACCUGUCAACGUUGUGGUUUUGUAUCGUAUAAUUAUUCAACAUUCUAUGUUCUAUCAUUAGCCAUACCAAAACCAUCUUCAGGAACAUUUUCUAGAUCAAAAAGAGUAAAAUUGGAAGAUUGUAUUAAUAUGUUCACCAAUGACGAAGUAUUAAGUGGAGAAAAUGCAUGGGAUUGUUCUAAUUGUGGGUCCAGUUCAGUUCAUAAUGUUGAACAAAGAAAAGAUAAAACUACUGGUAACGGUGAGGAAAAAAAGAGGUCUAGAAAAUCAAGACUGUUUUUAUUACCAAAUAUAAAUGGAAGAUCUAGUAGAUCAAUAUCCCCAUUCAGGAAAUCUGCUAGUCCUAGACCACCUCAUGAGAAGUUAAAACACAAGAAGCUAGUGACAAUAAAAUCAAUGAAUUUUAUUUCACUUCCGCCCACGCUAGUUAUACAUCUGUCAAGAUUUUAUUACGAUUUAAGCAAAAAAAAUGAAACAAUUGUAACAUAUCCACUAAUACUAAACAUUGUUCUUAAUAAUAAUGAAACUGCGAAAUAUCGUUUAUAUGGUAUUGUUAAUCAUACUGGUAAUUUAAUAAGCGGACAUUAUACUACCUUAGUCAACAAAGAAAAAAACCAUGAAUUAAAGAAAGAUAAACAAAAAUGGUACUAUUUUGACGACGAAGUAGUAAAAGAAGAAAAUAAUCAUGGUAAUAUUGAUGAAGGUGUAAUAAAAGUUUCAAGUAGUCAAGUUUACGUCUUAUUUUAUGAAAGGGUCUAUAAUUAA
This is a messenger RNA of Vanderwaltozyma polyspora DSM 70294, 1212 nucleotides long. RefSeq names its product ubiquitin-specific protease UBP7 (gene UBP7). Bases 1 to 1212 code for a protein of 403 amino acids. Gene Ontology annotation, molecular function: cysteine-type deubiquitinase activity. Gene Ontology annotation, biological process: protein deubiquitination. Lineage: Eukaryota; Fungi; Ascomycota; Saccharomycetes; Saccharomycetales; Saccharomycetaceae. The record is from RefSeq and is a predicted model, not a curated record. The transcript has a single exon.